Molecule: messenger RNA, 360 nt
Organism: Cooperia oncophora
Lineage: Eukaryota; Metazoa; Nematoda; Chromadorea; Rhabditida; Trichostrongylidae
Source: the annotation of a GenBank genome assembly
AUGGAAAGCGCUGAAUCGGUUCGUGUUAUUGCAAGAAUACGUCCAUCGGCAUGCGAUAGCGAGCGGAUAACAUACGUACUUGAUGUUUCCAAUCCAAGUGAGCCGAGGAAUUACGCAUUUGAGGCGGUUUUCGAUGAGACGAUUCCGCAGGAGCAAGUAUAUCGAGAAGUUGCCAACCAUAUCGUAGACGGAUGUGUAAACGGAUUCAAUGGAACCAUUUUCGCAUAUGGUGAGUAUACAAUUCCAAAUCAUAUCCCUAGCACGCUACGCAAGUUGUCAUACUUUAGGCCAAACCGGCUCAGGAAAAACUUAUACAAUGUUCGGACCUCCCCAAGUCGACAAUUUUAUUGUAAAUGCUGA